AUGACCAGAACAGCUAAACCCAAAGGUACAGACGCUAAACCCUCUAGACACGCGGAGACCGCCUCCCUCGAGACUGCGGAUGCACCACCGAUGACAACCGCCGCCGUGGUAUCCCCUGAAAUUGAGAAAGGGAAGGAAUAUCCCUACCAAGAUUCCCCAUACGACCACAAGUUGAAAGUUUUGAACGGCGCUAUGCAGACUAUCGGGUUUGGGAAGUACCAUCGUCGCCUUGCAGUCGUAGCAGGCUUUGGUUGGUUCAUCGAUGGCGCGCUACCGUUGCUCGCUGGUCUUCUCAUCCCUACACUCAUCUCAGAGUUCAAGAUUGACGGUGCAUACUUCGUCGUCACUGUCUACAGUGGGAUGCUUGCCGGCGCAUGCAUCUGGGGAGUCGCAUCCGAUCUUCUUGGCCGAGUGCUUCCAUUCAAUCUGACUCUAUUAGUCUCCGGGGUAUUUGCUCUAGCGUCUGGAGGCGCGAACAACUUCGCAACGCUGGCCAUCCUCGUUGGCCUCAUGGGAUUCGGAGCUGGAGGAAACAUCCCCAUCGACUCGGCUAUCUUCCUCGAAUUCAUGCCUUCAACACACGCCAACCUUCUGACCACUCUUUCCAUGUAUUGGAUCUUCGGCAACAUCCUCAUGACCCUGGCCGCGUGGCCUCUGAUGACCUAUUACUCCUGUGAGUUUGCGGCUGAAGGUCAGAUUUGUCGUAAAGAGGACAAUAUGGGUUGGAGAUAUCUGAUGUUCAUCAUCGGCUCCUGCACUAUCGUCCUCUGGGCGAUCAGGUUCUGGCUAUUCCCGAUAUACGAAAGCCCGAGGUAUCUGCUUGGCAGAGGUCGUGAAGAGGAGGCAGUCCAGGUCGUUCAGCGAAUCGCUGCGUUCAAUGGAGUGCCAACGUCUCUUUCGGUGGAAGACUUCAGAGUUGCAAGGCGCGAUGACGGCGGAGAAGACGCUACCAAAACGCUUUCCAUAUUCGAGAAAGCGAGAUUCGUGGCACAGCGAGUGAAAGCUCUCUUCCAGCCCGCAAAGACGGCGGUAUCGACGGUGAUUUUGAUCGUACUUUGGAGCUCUAUUGGUUUGGGGACCGCGCUGUACUACAGCUUCCUCCCAUAUUUGUUGGCUUCAAAAGGGGCGGUCUUUGGAGAUGCGUCUCUGUCCAUCGUCUACAGAAACGCAACCCCUUAUCUGGCCAGUAAAGCCGUCGAUUUGCCCUAUCUGGGACGGAGAUGGACGAUGUCUUUCACCUGCGUCCUGUCCGGCGCGUGCCUGCUCGGAAGUACCACCUCCAGAAGUUCGAACGCCCUACUCGGUUGGAACUGUGGGUACUCAUUCGCGAGUAACGCCAUGUAUGCCGUGAUGUACAGUUUCACUUCCGAAGUCUUCCCCACUCCAAACCGAGGGACGGGGAAUGCUCUCGUGUCUAUCUUUGGGAGGAUAUCGAAUGUCAUCGCUCCCCUCAUUGCACUUCAUCUCGAUGUCAGAGGCUCCGCACCUGCGUAUAUUGGAGGUGGGUUGACCACAGCGGCUGCCAUUCUGCCUUUGUUGGUCCAGUACGAACCUAGGGGCAAAGAGGUCAUAUAG
Messenger RNA from Coprinopsis cinerea okayama7#130, 1575 nucleotides. Its product is annotated as membrane transporter. The transcript has 11 exons. Gene Ontology annotation, cellular component: membrane. Gene Ontology annotation, molecular function: transmembrane transporter activity. Gene Ontology annotation, biological process: transmembrane transport. Bases 1 to 1575 code for a protein of 524 amino acids. NCBI's taxonomy places the organism in Eukaryota, Fungi, Basidiomycota, Agaricomycetes, Agaricales, Psathyrellaceae. The record is from RefSeq and is a predicted model, not a curated record.